Brassica napus (rape) is the source of this 4129-nucleotide messenger RNA. Its product is annotated as exopolygalacturonase. The record is from RefSeq and is a predicted model, not a curated record. The coding region runs from base 1 to 1077 and encodes 358 amino acids. NCBI's taxonomy places the organism in Eukaryota, Viridiplantae, Streptophyta, Magnoliopsida, Brassicales, Brassicaceae. Gene Ontology annotation, molecular function: polygalacturonase activity. The transcript is spliced from 2 exons. Gene Ontology annotation, biological process: carbohydrate metabolic process.
AUGGCUAACACCGUUUGUUGUCUCACGUUAAUUUUGUUCAUCGCUUCUCUAGCAAGUGGCGUUUCAGCCGCUGCUCCCGCCGGAAGAAUGAUAUUCGACGUCCGAAGCUACGGUGCUCGUGGUGACGGCAAAACAGAUAACGCCAAUGCGUUUACAAGGGCGUGGAAAGAUGCGUGCCAAUGGAAAGGAAGCGCUAGAGUGUUCGUACCACUGGGAACGUUCUACCUCGGUGGUGUAACAUUCGUGGGACCAUGCCAAAAUCGCAUUAGUUUCAUCAUCAAAGGAACUUUGUUAGCACCUAAAGAUGCUAACGCCAUCAAACAAGACACGUGGAUUAUUUUCAGGUACGUAGACUAUCUCACGGUCUCAGGCGGAGGCACUCUUGACGGCCAAGGAACCAGCGCGUGGCGACUCAACGACUGCACCAGAAACCCUAACUGCCGCCCUCUACCGAUGAACAUUGCUUUCCAGUUCGUGAGAUUCUCGAGAAUCAGCCGCAUCAAAUCUAUCAACAGCAAAAUGGGUCACCUCAACUUCUUCGCAGUGGAAUAUUUUGAGAUUACACGUGUCAGUAUUAGGGCUCCUGCAGAUAGCCCUAACACUGACGGGAUCAAGAUUGGUUCGUCGCACCACAUGAAGAUUCACGACGUCUUCAUUGGAACCGGAGACGACUGUAUCGCGAUCUUGUCAGGAACCACUAAUUUGGAUGUAUUUAGUGUCAAGUGCGGACCGGGUCAUGGGAUCAGCGUUGGAAGCCUUGGGAGGUUUAAAGAUGAGAAGAGCGUUUAUGGAAUAUCAGUUAGGGACUCGGUCUUUACCGGUACGAGUAAUGGAGUACGUAUCAAGACAUGGGCUCCUUCGGCGUCACGGAACAUUGUUUCGAAUUUUACUUUCCAGAAUCUCCAGAUGAUCAAUGUCGGAAGCCCAAUCAUCAUAGAUCAACAGUACUGUCCUAACAACCAGUGUACCAAAAAUGUAACUUCCACGACAAGAAAAAAGUUUUUAUUUAGUUUUAAUUUAAGAUGGUUUAAUAUGUUUUGUUUGUUUGCAUGCAGUCCCAUUCUCAGGUUCAGAUAGAAAACGUGAAGUUCAAUAACAUUUGGGGGACUUCGACGGACAAAGUGGCCGUGAAGUUGCAAUGUAGCCAGACGGCUCCUUGCAAAGACGUUGAGCUAGCCGGAAUUAACUUGGUGCACCGUGGAGUUGACGGUCCAGCCACCGCUUUGUGUGAGAAUGUUUCUGGUCGGACUCGUGGCAAGAUUUCACCUCCAUCUUGCAUUUGAUUGUCAUUAUUUUAUUUUGUUAUAUUUUUCAUUGCAACUUUUCUAGUUCUGUCAAUUUCAAUAUGUAAUACUUUGAUUAUGGCAUUCGUGACCUUGAGAGUCAGAGAAAUGGUCUUCAUCUUGUCUUCUCUAAAGCUUCUUUCCAACGCCGCUAAAUCUGAAUUGACAAACAUUUAUUUUCACCGAACUCAAGCAACAGUUUACUACCUUGGAAUAUAAAAGCAUACCACUAAUCAGGUUAUUUGCCUUCAAGCUGCAUCAACAAAAAGAGUAUAUCUGAUGGGUAGAUUAUUUCAACACACAAACUUAUUACACUAACUACUACUAUAGUUUCAACAUCUCAUACCAAAUAUUUACACUAACUAGUUAAUACUAUAGUUUCAAGUUUCAACACACAAACUUAUAAUAUGACACAAUACCUCAUGCUAUAAGGUUUUAACUGAAAAGUUUUAACAGCUAUUCAUAAAAAUACAUAGAAAUUAAACUGUGAAACCAACUUCUUAACAUUAUAAGCUAUGGUUUCAAGUUUCAACACAAAUGUUUAUUUUCACACAAAAAAAUAUGUUUGAUUUUUACUGUUUAAUUUUUUGACAAAGAAGUUUCACUUUGUCUCGACUGCCGACGGAAAAAACAAAAACUUUUACACGACUAAUUACCAAACAAUUUUAAAUGGAAUAUAGCUCCGUUAUUAUCUUUUCUUUGCUGCAAAUUAAUUAACGUGUACGUAUCACAUAAUGUGUGAACCACAUAUUUGCUUUGCUUUUCAGUGCUUUCACCCACCAAUUUCUAUACAUUUUCUGUAUUUUGCUAUUUUCUAUGUAUUCAAAGUUAAUUCAGGGUGGUUGUAAAAAAAAAGAGUUAAUUCAGGGCGAAUUAUGUGAAUACAAGUAAUACUUAAUCGACAUAUACAUUCACUUCACAUCACGUACAAUCAGAACAUGUAAAUUAAUCUGAUUGUAAUUAGAUACCUAACUGAUUGUUUAUCAGUUAUAUAUAUACGUGUAGUAACUGAAGCUAAGAUCAAGUAUAUUUGAUACCCUAAUGACGAAUAUUUACAUCAAUUGCAAGGAAUAUUAAUGUUGACAACAAAAUAUACUAAUGAAUAUUAGGAUCAAAAUUAUUUUGCGCGAUAUAUAAUGCAUAAUACUUACAUUAAUACUACAGACUAUAGUUAGUUGUACCAUUUUUAUUCGCCUAUACAGCAUUGGUGACAUUCGGAUCGGUCCAAUCCAAUCAUGAACUGGCUUGUACAUAUUAUGGUUGGUUUGGAGGCACUGAUAAGAUUCUUUUUAUUAAAAAAACUUUAACUUAGGGUUUUUGAUUCUCGAUUGUGAAAAAAUGAAAAAAAAAACAUUUUAGUUUAAUUAAUAGCUAAAAGAUUUUGGUAAAUAAUGUGGUUGAAGCAAGACAAAACUAGUCCAAAAAUUUGUUGAAACCCAAACAUAAUUAAUAUUUUUUUUCCACAACAUAACUAAUAUGGUAAACUCAUAAUUUUAUAACUUUUUUAUUGACACUUAAUUUUCAAACAUACUAAACUGAAUUUGUUUUUAGCGACUAUUUGCGUAUGUGUAAUGUAUUAUUAAUUUAUGAUCGUUCCAUAAGGGGAUUUUAUAAUUGUGAGUCCAUCAGUCCAUGUGAGUAGUUUCAACCUGGAAAGUGAUGGACAUUAUCACCUAUAGCACACAUGAGAGAACGGGAAUUUUCACGUUUUGAAUUACACCACCCUCUCAUGCCUAACGAGUAUCUUUAUGCAUGGACCCAUUACUCCUUACUUGUCUCAUCAUAUCUUAGUUACAUACUAAUCAUAUGCUAAAGGCAUUUGUAUUUGUACGUAUCUGUAUAGUUAGAUUAUGGUUAUAGAUGCAGCGCUCAGCUAACAUAUAUUUAAAGCUACUAAUUAAUCAUUGGACGAAGACCGACCAACAUGUUACUCUAGUUAUGUGAUAAUUUAUUUCCAUCAAUGUGAAUACAAAUAAUAUAUAUAAACUAUAUUCAGUAUCAUCAACUGAUUAAGGAGAUCAAAUGAAACCAUUUACGUAUAGCAUAUGAUUAAUCCAAUAAAUGAGGUAGACAGUGCCCUUCAUUGAUCAGAAGAUCUGAUACGUAGCCGACUUUUCAUUUAAUUAAGUUGCUAAUUAUGAAAUUAUUUGGUUUCUUGUAUGAUACACUUAAUUAUUGAAUAGUUUAAACUAUUUGUUAACUAAACUACUACGGUUUAUGAUCCGAACUCGAUUAUUAUAUCAAAAACAUCGCUAGAACGCAUGUCUCGGAGAAUUUUAUAAUCUCAGUGAAAGCAAUUUGCAGCCAAAGAUCUGUGAGGUCAUAAAGGUUUUGGCAGUUUUUUCAGGUAAAGUCGGUUGGUCAAACUCUCGAAUGCUUCCACAAUUCCAUGCUAUAGGCCUAUAGCCUAUAGCCUAUAUGAUAUAUUGAUAUAGUGCAUAUUAAUUUGUAUGCACACUUUUUGGUAGUGUAUAUUAAUUUGUAUACACACUUUUUGGUAGUGUAUUACAAUAAUAUCUCCCUUUCUCCUUGAAUUUUUCAUAUGGAUACAUGCUGCUUUUUCUACAUGUUAUCACAUGUUUGACAUGGAAAUUCGAUUGCUAUUAUAUAAUUGGCAAUUUAGUUUUAUAUAAAUCAGUCAUUUCAAGCUAAAAUCCAUUAUAUAGUCUCAAAUAAGUAUAUAAUUUUGGGCAUUAUAUCCAAAGUUUCUCAACAAGGUUUAGUAGGUUCAGAUAAGUUAACAAAAACAAGCGACGACCAUGUUACUCCUAAUAAUGGUCUUGCGAGCUAAUCAUAAAGAGAGUUUGUUGCUAGUUGAAUUAAUUAAUGGCGAUUGUUGGACCAAC